Molecule: messenger RNA, 690 nt
Organism: Penicillium samsonianum
Lineage: Eukaryota; Fungi; Ascomycota; Eurotiomycetes; Eurotiales; Aspergillaceae
Exons: 2
Coding region: 1-690 (229 amino acids)
Source: RefSeq, a predicted model, not a curated record
AUGUCUCAAACCGUUACUCAGGUCAUCUUCUUCCGCGUCAAACCUUCCGUCAAGCCCGAAGACCCGUCCAGCGAAGAAGGCGAGACUCUAAUGAGGUUCUUCCACACGAACCAACACCAAAGCGGUCAUGAGCACUCAUCCUGGGGACGCACAUCCGAAGACGAAGACACCAUCGUCUGGGUUAUAGACUGGAGCGACCCCCGCAGUGCAAUAGACAUCCAACUCCUCGACCCGUUCCUGGCCCCAGAGAAUCCUCAGCCGCCGUCAUCACUCCGCGUCACGUUCAUCCCACCACUCUCCAUCACAGAAACACUAACCAAAAACCCCGUUACUGAGCUGUGCAUGCUGUCAUUCCCAAGCGACCUCGAAGUGCCAGCAGUAAAGCAGAUCAACACGGACUUGAUCAACUUCCGCACCGCGCUGGUCGAGCAGCUGCCACAGUCAGCGGGGCCACGGUCGUGGUCGAUGGGGCGUGUCGAACGGCCAAGUAAGCUGCCGCACGAGAAGAGUCCGAGUGGGGAAGCUUUCGCGCACCUCCUCACUGUUGGCUGGGAAAGUAUAGAGGCGCAUCUCAAAGCCAAGGAGUCAGAUAAGUUUGUUCAGAGCAUUGCGCCUCUGAGGGAGAAGAUGCUGCCGCCUAUUCCUGGGUUGGAGAUGAGACACGUUAGUUUUCAAAAGAUUGAGGGUUAG